AUGCUCGAUGCAUUAGAUAUUCCGUUGAAUUCUAUAAUACAACCUCACGAAGAUUUAAAACCACUAUAUGAAUUUAAAGUUUCUGAUGCGCCGAUUUUGAGCUUAGCUUUGAGCCCUCAUCAAGAUUUUAUAGUUGCCGGAACAGGUAAUUCGAGCGGGGGCAAAAAAUUUGCCGGUAUAUUUUUGCGGGCCAAGAGUGAAUGGAAUGAUGCUCAAGAAAAUGCUCUGUUAACUUAUAAGAUUGAGCUGCCGAUUCCUAUCGAUUAUUCAACUCAAGCAUUAGCAAUUUCGGUAGAUGGUGAGAUGAUAAUUGGUCAAAGUGAUGAUUAUAUUUGGAAGUGGGAUAGAGAAAACAAAAGAGUGCUUGAAUUUGAUGGAAGCAAGUUCUUAUCUAUUGAUCAUCAUCCAAGGGUGGAACGAGUGAGAAUUCUUCCCCUCAAAGACAUGAUUAUUAUAAAUCAAGAUUUAUCCAAAGGUAUCUUAUCUCGUAAGUAUAUUUCAGCACGUAUUUUUGAUAUAAGAACAGGAAAGCUAAUAAGAUCUUUGAAGGGUGCACAUGGUUAUUUAUCUGAUUUGGCGGUUGAUCCGAAUGGUACCAUUAUAGCGGGGGUUAUUAAAGAUGGAUCGGCUAUUUUUUGGGAUGCUCAAACGGGUGAACUUAAAAAAGCAUUAAAUAUGGUGUCUGGUAUAUUUGGAAAUCAAGCCGAACAAAAACAAUUGAUUACGAAGAUAGCAUUAUCUAAUAAAUACAUAGCUAUCUAUGGAAAAGAUAAACAAAUCAAGCUGCUAGAUUUCAAUUUUAAAGAGCUCAAAUCAUGGGAUAUAUCAUCUCAAACCAUAGCUGAAUUGAAAAUUAGUCCUGAUGAAAAGUAUAUAAUUUUUAGAGAACUAUAUGGUCCGGUGAUGGGCAUCAUAACUAUAGAAACUGAUAAGAUGAUGAGAUUCAAAAUCUCUGAAGGGCCAACUCAUUUUAUUAUGAGCAAUGAUGCCAAACGAAUUAUCAUUGGCAGUGAAAAGGGUGGAAUAAAAAUUUUUGAUAUUGAAGAAAUCUUAAAAGGGAAAUCAAAGGAAAAAAGCGUUGAUUUAACAAUAACAAAAAAUGCGUUAAUACACCUUACCUCUUCUUUAAGCUCUUUAUCCUCUCGAGGAGAAUAA
Molecule: messenger RNA, 1155 nt
Organism: Didymodactylos carnosus
Lineage: Eukaryota; Metazoa; Rotifera; Eurotatoria; Philodinida; Philodinidae
Source: the annotation of a GenBank genome assembly